AUGCGUCUAGUCAAGACACAGGAGUCCCUUGCGGGCCUGUUUGAAUUCCUACACUUUGCCGAUAACGAGAUCACACCCUACGCUAUCCUGUCUCAUACCUGGGAGCAAGAGGAAGUUACUUUCCAGGAUAUUAAUCAAAGUCACACCAGGAAUAUACUGGGAUUUAAGAAAUUAAGACAAUACUGUGCCAAAGCGAAGGAUGUGGGAUAUAACUAUGUGUGGAUCGAUACAUCUUGUAUCGAUAAAACCAACAGCGCAGAGCUAUCGGAGACUAUUAACUCUAUAUUUCGCCAUUAUCAAGAGACUUCGGCCCAUUAUACUUUACUUUCUGAUAUGCCGUCGAAAAAAGGACAGACAUUGCAAGAGCUGAUUACUUCGUCUACAAUCAUGUUUUUUAAUGAGAACUGGGAGGAGCUAGGGACUAAGGCAACUCUUCAAGAAUCUAUAUCUGAAUUCACGCUCAUACCCAAGAGUAUUCUUUCCGGAGAGGAUGAACUUGAUACAUUCAGUGUUGCGCAACGAAUGUCCUGGGCUGCAGAGAGACAAACAACAAAAAUUGAAGAUCGGGCAUAUUGUCUAAUUGGUAUAUUCGGUGUCAAUAUACCUCUACUCUUUAAUGAGCGAGAGUACUCAUUCAUUCGGUUGGAAGAAGAAAUUAUACGUGUUUGCGAGGGCCAUAGUCUAUUUGCAUGGAGGUCCUCUGACACUCGUGGAAUUCUUGCUACAUCUCUGGCUGCCUUUAUAGGCUCUCACGAUAUUGUGCAGUUCAAUCCCUUUAAUGCUCCCAACAGCCCUUUUACAGGGACCAGUAUAGGAUUUCACCUAGACCUUCGCAUAUUAGGUGAUGGCGGAGACAAGCUGAUCGCUAUCUACGUGAGAGACACAUUACUGAAUAUGAAGCGUUUCACGAGAGUCUGGACAGCGAAAUCCGAGGAUAUUGAUUUUAAUAAUUUAAAAUUGUCUCAAUAUCCUCCAAGAAAGAUAUGUCUUCAAGCUAGUCGCAUCAUGCAUAUACAAGUUCCAGACGACGAACUUUCACUAAGCCCCUAUUCUGAGACUACUUUAGCAAAGCUAAUUAGUUCCGAUGAGCAAACGGGUGAGAGUAGCUCCCCGCUGAUAUGGGUAGCUGAUAAUGGUCAUCAAGCCAUAGUUGAACUACUACUCGAGGCCGGCGUCAAUAUCGAGGCAAGGGAUAAUUGGGAUAGUACACCGCAAUUCCUGGCCGCUAAAAACGGCCAUUAG
This is a messenger RNA of Aspergillus pseudotamarii, 1242 nucleotides long. RefSeq lists its product as uncharacterized. Gene Ontology annotation, molecular function: protein binding. The record is from RefSeq and is a predicted model, not a curated record. The transcript has 4 exons. The coding region runs from base 1 to 1242 and encodes 413 amino acids. Lineage: Eukaryota; Fungi; Ascomycota; Eurotiomycetes; Eurotiales; Aspergillaceae.